CACUGCCGUCCCCUCCGGCUCCGCGCGUCACUCUGCUCCGCAGCUACCCUCACUAGGAGCAGCCCCGGGCGGCGGCACUGUCCGCGGCCCCCGCCAUGUCUGCGGCCAUGAGAGAGAGGUUCGACCAGUUCCUGCACGAGAAGAACAGCUUGACCGACCUCUUGGCCAAGCUCGAGGCCAAGACCGGCGUGAACCGGAGCUACAUCGCGCUCGGUGUCAUCGGGGCGGUGGCCUUGUACCUGGUAUUCGGUUGUGGAGCCCCUCUCCUCUGCAACCUGAUAGGAUUUGGCUACCCAGCCUACAUCUCAAUUAAAGCCAUUGAGAGUCCCAACAAAGAUGAUGAUACCCAGUGGCUGACCUACUGGGUUGUGUAUGGUGUGUUCAGCAUUGCUGAAUUCUUCUCCGACUUCUUCCUGUCAUGGUUGCCCUUCUACUACAUGCUGAAGUGUGGCUUCCUGCUGUGGUGCAUGGCCCCCAGCCCCUCCAACGGGGCGGAACUGCUCUACAAGCGCAUCAUCCGUCCUUUCUUCCUGAAGCACCAGUCCCAGGUGGACAAUGUGGUGAAUGAAAUGAAGGACAAAGCCAAAGGGACUGCAGAUGCCAUCACUAAAGAAGUCAAGAAAGCUGCCGUGAAUUUACUGGGAGAUGAGAAGAAGAGCACCUAAGCCCACCUGAAUGAGACCUUUCUGCCCUCUGUACCUGCCUAUAGAGCUUGAUGUUGUGUUAGGGACUGUGGUAUAAUCAUUUUAAUAAUGUUGCCUUGGAAACAUUUUUGAUAUAUUUAAAAAUGGAAUGUGUUUUUUGCUUACUUUUACUGUCUAUAUACAUAGGGAACAUUUUAAUUUAAAUUUAAUGCAAUGGGCAGUAUUCAAAUUUUUGGAAAAUAUAUUUUGCCUCUUGGUAGGAAAAGAAAUUUAUCAUCCUGCCAGAAAUAUAAACUUAAAAUAAAAUUAUAUAUCCCACGGGCUUUGUACUUUAAUGGGCUCUCUUUGCAUGCAUUUUCUUUGUACUUAUUUUUUAGAGUACUCUUUCAAGUUCUACUUCAUGUAAGGUACAAUUUUGUAUUAAAUGUUUUUGAUGUAUUUGUGCACACACACGUGUAGGGAAAUGUACUGGCUGUAACAUGCAUAAUGCUCGUGGAGAGCACCUGCCAAAAGCUGGAAGUUCCAUUGUGCUGGUGUAGUCUGCUAAAAAAUACUUCAGAAAUUUAUUACAAAUGAGUACUAAUUAGAAUGAACAGUUAAGUGAUAAAUGAGUUUGAAUGGAGGUUGUCCUGGCUGUUUUCCUAACCUUAAAGCAGCCGAAUACUAGAACAGCUUUGAACAGCAGUCACUUUGCUCACAAAUGGGGAAACCUACACACGUCAGUAAUCACAGCCCCCAAUUCCCUAUAGAGCUAACUAGUAAUACUGACUUGUGGCCUUUUAAUAACUUGCUUAUAAGCUUUAGGUUUGUCUGUUUUUGAGAUGCUACAAUGGAAAUCAUCCCUGGUUUCACCUUCAAUGCUAAUAUGUUGGUUUAAUUUUGUUUCCUUUCCAGUCUUUUUUUAAACCAGUUUAAGGACCCCCCAACCCUGCGACUUGCCCACCCCUGAUUACAUAUAUGCUCUUGUUUAUCUCCUUAGCCAGCAGUGCAUGCUAAUGACAACACCAGCCUCUGAGAGCUGUUCUGGGAGACUGAAAGAAAGCACGGUAUAACCCGUAGUCUGGUUGGCAGUGGUGAGGUAAAACUGCCUUCACCCUCAUUUCUGGCCUUUAAGGUCGAACACAGGAGGCCUCCCUAGUUCACAAGUCAGAAUCACCUGUAGUUUAAAUGCCUUCAUCUUUAUGCUUUAUUUUGAUAAAUUGCAUAUAACUACAUAAUUUGAGUAUGUAACAAAGAGUUAAAAAUCAAAGUCUCCAGUUUGAUCAGCCAAGCACCUUGUCUGGAGUAGAAAAACUGAUCUUAAUAUCAACUGUACUGCUAGGCUACUUCUGAAUUAGACUAAACUGACUAAAGAGUUCAAUGAAAUUACCAAAGUUAGCCCUGACGGUAUGGCUUAGUUGGUUGGGCAUCAUCCUGCCAAGUGAAAGGUCGCCAGUUCGAUCCCUGGUCAGGGCAUCCCAUAUGCCUGGGUUGCAGGUUCAGUCCCCAGUCAGGGUGCAUUCGAGAGGCCUUUUAAGGCAAAUAAAUGAUUAGUUAGUUCUCCUUUCAAUAAUAGGUAAGAUCAUAAUGCUGUCUCACGAUGUAAAAAAUAUUAAAGACAUCAAAAAUAAGGGACGAUAUCACCCAAAUAUCACAAUAUGGAUCAGGGCAUUUACCUUUUUCUAGGUACAAUAGUGGUGAUCAUAAGGCAUCUUAUUAAACUUAACUUUAAAAACCUUUAGAAAGCAAGCCAUUAUUUGGAUAAAGUCAAGCUAUAGUUAAAAAAAAAUUCCUGCGGGAGUAUUUAAAUCCCUUUCCCCAUAAAUACAGUACACUUUUCUUGGUGGCAAAAGAAUGAAAAUGAGCAACCUUUGGCAUACAAAAUAUAUAAUCAGAUUGUUAGUAUACAGAAUAUAUUACCAGGCAAGAUACACAAGUUACAAUUAUUCAUAACUACUUAUAGGCUAAUAUCAGUUUAAAAACUAUAGUGAGAAGAUAAAUUCUGAAUGCAAAUUUUUUCUCAACAGUGUUCUCUUACAGUGUAUUCUGGAAGAAAUGUGUUACUGUUUUUGGCAGUCAAAGCAUACAUGUUAAAGACAGAAGUUAUGAAUUGAACAAUUCUGUCUCAGCUUUGAUUUCCCAAGUAAUAUUUUGCCAUGCUAGCGUCUUUGGAAACUGACUGAGCCUCUGUCGAGCUUGAAGAUGAGCAUUUAUUUGUGCAGGAAAGGUAUGUGGGGGAUAUGUAAAGUUACAGAAUCCCUACAGUUCUUCUGCUUGAAUGGUUUCAGAUCAAUAAUUACUGCUCCUCUGGAGUCUUCUGCCCACAGCCUGGAGAAAAUGACCAUAGCCUUUAAAUAAGUUACUGUCUAUCCUGAAGAUGUGAUAUACUGAAUGGAAGUGGAUGUAAAUAAAAUUCCAUUAUCUCAUUGAA
Messenger RNA from Phyllostomus hastatus (greater spear-nosed bat), 3054 nucleotides. It is a transcript of the gene REEP5, whose product is annotated as receptor accessory protein 5. Lineage: Eukaryota; Metazoa; Chordata; Mammalia; Chiroptera; Phyllostomidae. The transcript has 5 exons. The record is from RefSeq and is a predicted model, not a curated record. Bases 96 to 665 code for a protein of 189 amino acids.